AUGUCAAGAAGAGGCUUACGAGAUGAAGAAAUCGAACGAUUAUUGUGUGAAAUUCCAUCAGACGAGGAUUCCACUGUUGACACCACAGAUGACGAAUCUGAUUAUGAAGCAAGCAUUGUUGCGGAGGCUAUUGUGUCGUCUGAAGGCGAAGUUUCAGAGAGCGAGGAAGAAAGUGAGUCCACUCCGCCAAAACGCGCUGCUGACACAGCGCCAACUUGGGGACAACAAUUCAAUGCUACCUCAGGAAUGCAGUUCGACAGUGAAUCAGGACCAAGUGCUUUUAUUAGGGACAUUGAUGAUCCAGAACCUAUCGAUAUAUUCGAAAAAAUAUUUCCAAAAGAGCUAGUUGAGCUAAUCGUUUUCCAAACAAAUUUAUAUGCGACGCAAUCUGGCAAGUCUUUCACUCCAACAACUGACAAUGAAAUACGAACUUUCCUGGGAAUCAACAUUUUGAUGGGUAUAAAGCGUAUGCCAGCAUACAGAGACUACUGGUCUAGUGCCCCAGAACUUCAUGAUCGUUAUAUUGCAUCUCUGAUGGCAGUAAAUCGGUUUGGAUGGUUACUGAGGAACAUUCAUCUGAAUGAUAACACAUUGCAUCCAGAAAAAGGACACCCAGGUUAUGACAAACUGUACAAGCUGCGACCAGUGAUCAAGAUACUAUCUGAAUCUUUUUCCAAGUGUUACCAACCCAGCAAACACCUAGCAAUUGAUGAGUCAAUGAUCAAAUUCAAAGGCCGCAACAGUAUGAAACAAUACAUGAGAGAUAAACCCAUAAAGCGUGGUUACAAAGUGUGGAUGCUGUGUGACAAGACCUCUUACAACUUGAAAUUUGAUAUUUACACCGGAAAAAUGCAAACUCUUCUGCCCUUAAUUGCUGGAGAAGAAAUCCUUGCAGCUAAAAGCAGGAGAUGUGGAAUGGCGCUCUCCUGCUGUCAUAGUUCAGAUUGUUGUCCCUAA
Schistocerca serialis cubense is the source of this 957-nucleotide messenger RNA. Its product is annotated as piggyBac transposable element-derived protein 4-like. The record is from RefSeq and is a predicted model, not a curated record. NCBI's taxonomy places the organism in Eukaryota, Metazoa, Arthropoda, Insecta, Orthoptera, Acrididae. The transcript is spliced from 2 exons. Bases 1 to 957 code for a protein of 318 amino acids.